Messenger RNA from Pseudonaja textilis, 1647 nucleotides. NCBI's taxonomy places the organism in Eukaryota, Metazoa, Chordata, Lepidosauria, Squamata, Elapidae. The record is from RefSeq and is a predicted model, not a curated record.
AUGCCUUCUGCUGCCAAACAGCCUUUUAGUCUCGCAGCCUGGGGUCCAGGAGACGGGAAACCACAGGAUCCGGAUCCAACGGGCAGGCUCGCUUGGCAGCUUUGCUCGUCUACCCGAACACUUUCCCUUUCCCACCGAACCCGAAACGCUGGAGGAUCUCGGGCUUCCCCUUCUCCGGGGUCCUCGCAACUCGGCGCAAGGCAGGCGCCCCCAUUCCGAGCACGGCAGCUGGAAGCCUUGGCGGACUUCAACUCCCAGAAGCCCCCAGCCAGCAGGUUGGCCCAGGUGGGAGACCCCCCCCGGCGCCGCUCCGGCAGCCCCGGGGCGGAGUCCGCAGCAGAGACCGCCCCGCCCCGCCCCCUCCCUCCAGGCUCCGCCCAGAGCCCCGCCUCUUCGCUCCGCCCAUCGGGCGCCAUGGCCGAGGUGGCAGCGGAGACCCCCGCGGGCUGCCCGUCGCAGGGCGCCCCCCGCCCGCCCUCCUGCCGCCGCCUGCGCGCCGUGGAGCCGGUGCUGCUCCUGGCCACGCUGGCCCUGGCCCUGCAGGCGCCGCUCAGCACGCAGCUGCUCUGGGACCGGCUGGCCGGAGGGAACGGCUCCCGCCCCGCAGCAGAGCCCGCCGGCUGCCCCAACCACACCGGCCCCGGCGCCGGCUCCCAGGAGCUGGAGACUCUGGUGGCCCACUGGAACCUCUACCUCAACCUGGCCGGCUUCUUUGUGGGGCUCUUCUCGGUGACCCUCUUUGGCCCUUGGAGUGACAGCGUGGGGCGCCGGCCGGUGCUGAUCCUGCCCACGCUGGGCAUGGCCCUGCAGGCCGCCAUCUACCUGGUGGUCAUGUACGCCGAGCUGCCCGUGGGGUACCUCUUGGUGGGCCGGGUGCUGAGCGGCCUCUCCGGCGACUACAACCUGGUCCUCGCCGGCUGCUUUGCCUAUGUGGCCGACGUCAGUGACCAGAAGGGGCGCACGUUCCGCGUGGCCGUCCUGGAGGCCUGCCUGGGCCUGGCAGGCAUGGUGGCCAGCGUGCUGGGCGGGCCGUGGCGCAGGGCGCAGGGCUACGUGGCACCCUUCUGGCUGGUCUUCGCGGCCAGCCUCGCCGCAGCCCUCUAUGCGGCCUUUGCCCUGCAGGAGUCGGUGGUGCCCAGGCAGCCGCGGCGGCGGCUCCUCACACUGCACCAUUACGGGGCUGUGUACCGGCUGUACGCUGGCCCUGCCCGGGGCCUGGCGUGGUGCCAGCGGCUCCUCUACUCACUGGCCUUCUUCGUGGUGGUGACGGUGCACUUUGGGGCCCGGGAGAUCCUGGUGCUGUACGAACUGGGUCCCCCGCUCUGCUGGCGGUCGGAGCUGAUUGGCUACGGGUCGGCCGCCAACUACCUGACCUACCUGAGCAGCCUGGCGGGGCUGCGGCUGCUGCAGAGGUGCCUGCCAGACGCCUGGGUGGCCGAGCUGGGCCUUCUCUCCAACGCCCUGGGCCUGGGGACCAUGGCGCUGGCCGGGACCACGGCCCUGAUGUUCACAGGUUAUGGUCUCCUCUUCCUCUCCAUGACGGUGACGCCUGUGAUCCGCUCCAAGCUCUCCAGGCUGGUUGGCGAGACAGAGCAAGAGACCACGAUGGGCGCCCGGCCUUCGUUUCCACCAGAGACGCUGGGCUGA